AUGAAUAUGUCUUCUGCCAAUGUGACAGUCGUCUUACAGUAUCGAGACUCCUUCACUAAAGCUGUGACCAAGAAUGUGAUUGUUGUGAUCCUCGGCAUCUCCAUCAGCUACCUCAAUGCUAACCUUAUUUACACCUUCUGCAGAAACCAGAUUUUCUACAUGAAUCCCCGAUAUAUCCUCUUUAUUCACCUGGUGAUCAAUGACUUGGUCCAAGUGACGCUGACCGCCAUACUGUUCAUAAUCAGCUACACCAUCUACAAACUCAAUGUCUCUGUCUGUUGCAUCUUCAUGCUGCUUGCUCUCUUCACCACUGAAAACUCCCCACUGAACCUAGCUUGCAUGGCAGUGGAGUGCUACAUAGCCAUCUGCUUCCCCAUGCGCCACGUUCACAUUUGCACCAUCCAAAGAACAUUAAUCUUGAUUGGUUCAAUUUGGAUGACCACCAUGUUGUCUGUACUUCCUGAUCUGUUCAUCACCUUGGCCACAGAACCACUGGAUUUCUUUCAUUCCCAAGUGUUUUGCCUCAGAAACACAGUCUUCCCAAACCCCCUCAUCACCAAGAAAAGGGAUAUCACAUAUGCAGUAUUUCUAGUCAUCGUUUGGCUCACUAUCAUUUACACUUACUUCAAGAUCCUGUUCACUGCAAAAGCAGCAAGCAAAGAUGCCAGGAAAGCCAAAAACACAAUCCUCCUGCACGGGUUUCAGCUGCUGCUCUGCAUGGCAACAUAUGCAGCCCCUCACUUAACAAAUGCUCUGCAGGGAUGGUUCCCUAAUAAUUACACCGAUUCCCUGUUUGUGAUCUAUAUUAUAGUGCAAAUCCUGCCGCGAUCCAUUAGCCCCAUUAUCUAUGGCAUACGUGACAAGACUUUUAGGAAGUUCUUGAAAGGGAAUCUGCUAUGUAAAGUCACCGCACAUGAGUCAGACCACCAUAACAAGUAA
Archocentrus centrarchus (flier cichlid) is the source of this 939-nucleotide messenger RNA. Its product is annotated as odorant receptor 131-2-like. Bases 1 to 939 code for a protein of 312 amino acids. The transcript is spliced from 2 exons. NCBI's taxonomy places the organism in Eukaryota, Metazoa, Chordata, Actinopteri, Cichliformes, Cichlidae. Gene Ontology annotation, molecular function: odorant binding; olfactory receptor activity; G protein-coupled receptor activity. Gene Ontology annotation, cellular component: membrane. The record is from RefSeq and is a predicted model, not a curated record. Gene Ontology annotation, biological process: G protein-coupled receptor signaling pathway; detection of chemical stimulus involved in sensory perception of smell.